Eremothecium cymbalariae DBVPG#7215 is the source of this 2988-nucleotide messenger RNA. RefSeq names its product histone methyltransferase SET1 (gene SET1). Gene Ontology annotation, cellular component: Set1C/COMPASS complex. Gene Ontology annotation, molecular function: protein binding; histone H3K4 methyltransferase activity. Lineage: Eukaryota; Fungi; Ascomycota; Saccharomycetes; Saccharomycetales; Saccharomycetaceae. The transcript has a single exon. The record is from RefSeq and is a predicted model, not a curated record. The coding region runs from base 1 to 2988 and encodes 995 amino acids.
AUGUCUGGUUAUUAUAAUCAUUUAAAUUACCAAGGUAAUUCGAGGUAUGGUCUGAAUUCGCUUAUACGGAACGGUAAGUACGAAAACGGCAACAAUAAAUACCGGUAUUCCAAUACGUCAAUAAGUAUUGAUGGAGACAGAGAUACAAACCAGCCUUCAAGAUAUCAAAAUUCAAGUACUUUCCCAGUUAAGCAGAGUGUGACAGUUCAUCUUAAGCGGCCGCAGCCUGUAGUGAAAUGGAAUUCGCAAAAAUUCACAGCUAAAUACCACUAUUUCGAUGUACACGAGCAAAAACUAAUACACCGAGAUAAGAUGACCAGCUGGCAUAGUGACAAGCUUCCGCCCAUGGGCUAUGUUAUUGUGCAGGAUACUAGUAGUGGGAAACCGCGUCCCAUUAUGAAGGCUCGUAAUCCUGAGGAAAAACCUUUGGAUCCCCGUCUCACCCCUCAUGCAGAGACUGCACGGAAGGCAAGAUCCUCAUUAGCCAUCAUGCCACGAAUAGCUUACGAUUCGCAUUCGGUUGGACCAGAGCCACCUAAAGAGAUUAUCAUAUUCCCCGUUCAAAAGGUUAAUGCGGCAUCCAUUCAAGAUUCCAUAAUUAAAAACUUCUUUGGAACCUUUGGUGAGAUUGCUCACUUUGAAAGUUUCAAUGAUCCGAACAGUGCGCUGCCCUUAAACGUUUACCUCAUCAGAUACACAGACCUAGAGGGUAACAUAGAUGGACCGUACAGGCAUGCUUACAAAGCAGUGAAACAAUUUGCAAAACAAAACUAUCUUGUCUCGGGGAUAAGAUUUGCUGUGAAGCUGAAUAAGAAUGGUAUGUUAAAGAAGACCAUUGACAAAUUUGUGAAUGAAAACGUGCAGCGCGCUGCAAAAGUGCGCCAAGAGUUAUCAAAACAGCAAGUGCCAUCAACUACCGGUACAAUUGCUACUUUGUCCCCUAUAUCUCAGUCACAAGUUGCAAUACCAACCACGUCCCCUAUUUUAAGAAUCCCACCUGACUUGGAAAAAACAGUCAAUGCUAGGGCAGUACUUCGCGUAUCUGGUAAAUUUUGCGUAUUGCAUGGCAUCACAAGUGAAGACUUCAAGUUUGGGUUAAAAAACUAUAAUUGGGUGAAGAUCAUAAGCCAUUAUACCGGCAUUUACAUCAUAUUUAAUGAGAUAGCUGAAGCUCGAAGAUGUUAUCAAAUGGAGUCUUCACAUUUGACACUUUUGUCUAGACGAAGAAGAGUCCCGGUUAAAAUGAAGUUCAUAUUAAUUGAGCCAAACAUCAAAGCUCGUAGAUUAAAGAAACCAACAACUGAACAAGAUAUCCCAAAGACCUAUGCAACAGUUGAUGAACUUGUGGAAACUACUCUUAUGAAUAUCCUAAACGAAUUGAAGAUUGCAUUGCAUAAAGAUAUUAGGAGACGACUAAUUGGGCCAACUGUAUUCGACUCUUUGAAUCCGUCCAAUUAUCCAGAUAUAGUGUCAAAACGACAGAAGGAACAGGAAGAGAAAAAGAGAUUAGAGAAACUUAUGGCUGAAAAAGUCAAAAAGGAACAUUUAAUUACAGAAGAUUUUGGCAUAUUUAAUAUUUACGGAGGUUCUUACAAGAAGAAGGACCCUACAAGAGCAAUAAAGAGAGGCAUUACCGGUAAAUCAGAAAUCCUUUCUUCAAAGAAACGCAUAACAAAGAAAGUGGUAACACCAAUGGCACAUAUGCUUAAUUAUGAAUCUUUGUCGAAAGAAGCUUCAUCUUCGACUAAUAUGAAGGAACAAUAUUCAGACUCCUCAUCUUCUGAAGAUGAUUAUGAUGAGCAAUAUGAACUUGAUGACAUAAUGGGUCAGCCUGAGGCCAAGAAGCUAAAGCGUGAGUCAUCUGCCACUACACCUGAACCAGAUAGCAUCAAAUCUAAGACGGCUGGCUUAUCUGAAGAACGGAUAAAGGAAUUAAUGUCUUAUGAAGAAAAAUUCAGACCUAUUCCUGGGGAUAUACCGGAACCAGUUUAUCCAUUGGAAGAGUUUGAAAAAAUGGACCAAAAAAUUUCCAUUGUUAAUAUACAAAAAGCUGUUAAAGACUCGGAAGAUGUAGAUCUCUUGAAAAGGGUAUUAGGCUACAAAGAAGAAGCUGUCUCUAAUGUGAUUGAGCAUAUUGAAUACUAUGCAUGGAAACUCCAUAGAGAUUUUGAAGAAACCAUGAAAAACCAAGAGACUCAGGCGAAAUUGAACGAAGUAGCUUAUGACAAUUCAUUACAGUCUUCUUCAGGCUGUUUUAAAGCUGAAGGAUUUAGAAAGAUUCCCGAUAAAAUUAAAUCUUGUUACUUACCUCAUCGUCGUAGGCUUCAUCAGCCGUUAAACACAGUGUACCAUCAUACGUCAGAUGAUAUUUACAACAUAGACAGUACCAAAACGGACACAGACCACCAAGAGCAGGACAAUCACACCCCUGAACCAACUUCAUCUCGGGUGAAUAGAGCCUUACAGAGAAGAUUUCAACAAGAUAUAGAAGCACAAAAGGCAGCCAUCGGCACUGAGUCAGAACUGUUAUCAUUAAACCAAUUGACCAAGCGUAAGAAACAAGUCACAUUUGCACGUUCUCCUAUUCACAAUUGGGGAUUAUAUGCCUUGGAGCCUAUUGCAGCCAAGGAAAUGAUAAUAGAAUAUGUUGGUGAAAUGAUCAGACAGCCCGUAGCCGAAAUGAGGGAAAAUAGAUACUUGAAGAGUGGCAUAGGUUCAAGUUACUUAUUUCGUAUUGAUGAAUACACCGUUAUCGACGCAACCAAGAAGGGGGGUAUUGCCCGUUUUAUUAAUCAUUGCUGUGAUCCUAGUUGUACCGCUAAGAUUAUUAAAGUUGGUGGUAGAAAGAGAAUAGUUAUAUAUGCUUUGCGAGACAUUGCUGCUAAUGAAGAACUAACUUAUGACUACAAAUUCGAACGAGAGGUUGAUGAUGAAGAGAGAUUGCCGUGCUUAUGUGGAGCUGCAACCUGUAAAGGCUUUUUAAACUGA